Messenger RNA from Andrographis paniculata, 1029 nucleotides. Its product is annotated as protein CHLORORESPIRATORY REDUCTION 6, chloroplastic. Gene Ontology annotation, cellular component: chloroplast. The record is from RefSeq and is a predicted model, not a curated record. The transcript is spliced from 4 exons. Lineage: Eukaryota; Viridiplantae; Streptophyta; Magnoliopsida; Lamiales; Acanthaceae. The coding region runs from base 49 to 825 and encodes 258 amino acids. Gene Ontology annotation, biological process: NAD(P)H dehydrogenase complex assembly.
CUUGUAAUCAAAACAAACAGAUAGAGAGAGAGAGAGAGAGAGAGAGAAAUGGAUAGUGUAAUAAGGCCUCUUUCUUCUUCUUCUUCUUGUCCACUCAUACAACAUUCUUCUUCUUCUUCUUCAUCGUCUUCGUCUUCAUGGACGAUGAUAUUACAGAAACCCUACUUCCAAUCAUUAUCGAUGAAACUUCAUAAUAGGGCAGCACAAUUCUCUGUUCCUGUCUCCUUCAACCCUUCUGGGAAUGCUAAUAAUGAUCUCGACCUCUCUCUCUUCGACGAUGAAGAAGCAGUGAAAGCGGCGCCGCCAAUGCCUCCGACGGAAGGCAGGUACGAGGUUGUCAUCAGCAAUGACGUCAUCGCCCGCCUCGACUUGACUCCAUUCUAUACAGCUACGGGAAUCCGAUUAGCCUCUCUAGACUCAGCAAUGGCAAAGGAUUAUCUUGAUCGUUCGAUUGGAUUUACAAUAAACUAUGAGAGACAAGAUCCAAAUGACCCUCGAGAACUAUCAGAAUUCCCCGACGUGAGGCUUUGGUUCGUACGAUUGGACACUACGUUUCCAUGGCUCCCUGUAGUGUUGGAUUGGCGCGCCGGAGAACUUGCACGUUACACGGCUAUGCUUGUCCCUCACCAGAUGAGUAUGAGAAUGGGAGUAGUGUUCAAUCCCGAGGCAUUGGAGUUGUUCGUUGUGCGAAAGGUGAUGAUCGUGUACUCGUGGCUCAAGGAGCACGGCGUGGCGAAGCCAAGACUGAAAGCUAAGGACAUGGCAAGAAUGCUAGGGUUCGGAAUUGGAGAUGAACUCUUUGAUUUGGUUGACAACAACCCUUGAUGGUCUUGUUGUUACAUGUAAAUCGUCAACUAUUUAUAUCGUAACAAUUGUUUCUAAUGUCUUAAAAAAAUUUAUAUACAUUCCAAUUACACAAUUGAAUUCUUUUGUCCAUGGAUGUGAAUGUAAGGUUCUCUUUGUUUUGUAGUUGGAACCAAAAUUAUUACUAUUUGACAAUGUGUUUCCAAUUUAUUCAUAGUCAAUGUA